UUCACAAUUCUUCUUUCAUUCGCGGAACGACAACGAAAUCAAUUUCACGUUCAUAAAUCUGUGUGUGAAAAAACGUUAAAAGCUUGUUAAUUUAUACACAAAAUUGGUGAAAAAUAUUUUAAAAAGCUAGUACAAUUGUUAUAUUUAACAUUUUCAAUGGAAAAAUAUACAAAGUUUUGAAAUUAUUGCGAAAAGAACGCAUUGAAAAAAUUGUGCGGUGUAAUUGGUGUGACUUCUCGCCGCUGAAGUCUUUCUAUCAGCACCACCACUAGGCAUUCGACGAGUAGAAUAGUAGCAGUCGCUGCAGCAGCGGAGCGAGAAAUUUUGGCAUUCGCGCCGUUUCUCGUUUUGUGCGACCGCGAGUGACCGCAUUUUUGUUCAUUUUGAUUUUGACUCAUUUUACAUUUUCGGGUAAAAAACUCCUGCUUGAACAUUGAAGAGCGCGUUUAAGAAAAUUAGUGAAUUUUGAAAAAAAAUAAAAUUGUAUAAUUGGCUUGAAAGUGAAAAUAAGCGAACUGUGCACAUUUUGGCACAAUUACCAACAUGGAUGCCGCCAGAUUGGAUAAAAUGAAGGUGGUAGACCUUCGAAAAGAGCUAGAAACUCGUGGUCUUGAUACUAAAGGUGUUAAAGCUGUAUUGGUGGAGCGGUUGCGAGCAUUUCUAGAAGGUGGAAGUGAUGGCUCAGGUGGCGCUCCGGGCACACCUGGUACUCCGGGGCGACGAAGUCGACGAACCCGUUCAAUGACUCGGUCGCCAUCUCCUUCCCCGGUAAAGGUUGCAGCAAUCGAACCUACAUUAGAAACCCUAGCUGAAGAGGAAGGAAAUGCUGACCCUGAAGAAGAAGAAGCUCUUGGCGAAGAAAAUGCAGGGGAUGCUGUCGUAGAACCAGCGGUUGGAAGUGAAGAAGAGGAUGAAGAAAAAGAAGAUGAGGAGGAGCAUAUGGAAGCUGAAUCCAAUCAACAGAUAGAAGAGAAUGGUGACGAACAGGAAGAGGACGUGGAAGAUGAAGAUCAAAGAGAGGAAUUAGAAAAUCAGCAAGAGGAAGAGGAAGAACCUAACAAAGAAGCUGUUGAGCGUCCGGAAAAAAAUGACGAAGAGAAAAUGGUAGUCGAUGAAAAUAAAAAUGAGAAGGGUGAAAUUGAAUCGAAGGAUUUAAAUGAGACUGUUGAAAGUAAAGCAGACUCAAGUAGACGUAAGCGCUCUCCUUCACGAUCACAUUCCAAAGAGCGUCAGGGUCGUUCUCAUUCCCGUUCGCGUUCACGGUCACGGUCGCAUUCACGCUCAAGAUCACGAUCGCGGUCACGCAGUCGUUCCCGUUCUAAAUCACGAUCUCGCACUCCAAAACGUCGCAGUGGCGCUGGUAGCCACAGUACGCCGUCAAAAGCAGAAGAGGCCACAAAUCCUGAAGAUGAGCCCACCAUCGAGGACAAGCAGUUUGGCUUGAGUUGGUUUGAUUCCGAUUUACACUUACGCAUCGAUCCAGUAACAUUCACAUCGGCGAAACCUAUGUCACAUGAAGUAUAUUCAUUGAUUUGGUCCGGAGCACGUACCAACUACGGGGUUCGCGAAGGCAAGGUAUGUUUUGAAGUGCGAUUGGCAGAGGAAACCCAAUUAGGGCGUUCACAUCAAUUCCGGGAUGAACCACAUGUGCGAGGUUUUCGUGUCGGAUUCUCUUUGCCAGACACAACUUUAUUGCUAGGUGAAGCAGAAAAUUCAUUUGCCUAUUGCGAGUCUGGCCGCAAAGCAACUAACUCAGAAUUUACUGAGUUUUCCAAACCAUAUCAGCUAGAUGAUGUAAUUGGCUGUUACUUGGAUUUAGAUAGCACCCCAUGCAACAUAAAGUACACGUUAAAUGGAGAAGAUCUCGGUGUGGCUUUUGAGUUUGAUAAGAAUAUUUUAGGUGAAAGUGGUGCUCUAUUCCCGCAUAUUGUAACAAAGGGCUAUGAGUACCAUGUAAAUUUCGCUGAUAAUGAGAAUUUACUAGCCAACGUGGAGCGUCCGAAACGUAUGCGGCGCAAACCAAAAAAAGAAAAACCUGUCGAACAAGAGAAAGAAAAGGAAGAAGAGAAGGAGGAAGAUAAAGAAAAAGAGGAAAAACCUAAGGAUGAAAAUAGUAAGGUGAUUGAAGAAGGUGCUGAAUUGGUUGAUGAAGAAAACGAAGUUUCGAACGCGAAGACUACUGAAGAUGAUGAUGUGGAAAUGAAAGAAACCGAGGAUGGCAAAGAAAUAUCGCAUAGUGAGGAGAAGAGCAGCGAUAACGCGGAAGAACCUAAACCUACCGAUGAACAACAAGAAUCUAAAUCUGAAGAAAAAGUCGAAGAAAACGGUGUCGCCGCUGCAAAAGCAGAUGAAGAAAAGCCUAUUGAGGCAACAGACAUCGUUAAAGAGAGCAAGAAAAAAGAUGGCGAAGAAGGGGAAGAAGGACCCACGCCGAGCAAACGCAAAAGACUUGAUGAUGGGAAAGAUAAGCGUCGUGACUCCUCCGAAGAUGAUGAGUAUGAGGAAGUCAUUCCAGAACCACGUGAUCCCGUCUCAUUGUUGCCCGACUAUGAACUUAUCGCGUUAAUACCAGAAGAAAAAUAUGUACCUGGUCCACAACGACCGAACAGUCGAAAGGAAUGUGAAGUUAUUCUUUUGGUUGGUCUACCCGGAGCAGGCAAAACUCACUGGGCAUUGCAACAUGUUAAGGAUAAUUUGGAGAAACGAUAUCAUGUAAUUGGUGCAGAUGCAUUAAUUGCAAAAAUGACUAUUGACGGUGAACCUCGUAAAUCCGUGCAUAAGGGUCGUUGGGAACGUGUUUACGAGUUAUGCUUGAAUAAUUUGUCUCAACUAGAGGAAAUUGCAACGAAGCGACGUCGCAAUUUCAUACUUGAUCAGACAAAUGCUUAUGCAUCCGCACAACGGCGCAAAAUGAAAGGUUUCGGCGACUUCAAACGCAUUGCAGUUGUUUGUAUACCAGGUGAAGAUGAAUUGAAAAGGCGCAACACUGAGAAAACUGAAAAGGGCAAUGCUAAUACAAUUAGAGAAUCAACAUUAAAUAAUUUACGAGCCAACUUUACUCUGCCCUCAACUGAUCUGGAUUGGUUCGACGAGGUAAUCUACACUGACCUCAGUGGCGAUGAGGCUAAGGCCGAGGUGAAGCGUUACAACGAGAAGGGUAAGAAGGCGUUAGAUGAAAGCCAGCCGAAUAAGCGUAAUCGACGUGAUCACUAUCAGCGCGGCGAUGAUCGUCGGCAUCGUGAUGGUGGUGGCGGCGGCGGUGGCGGUGGACGACGUGAUUUUCGUCGUUGGAAUGAUCGCCGCGGCGGCGGUGGUGGUGGCCACUCAGGUGGUGGCGGAAAUCGCUGGGGCGGUGGUGGUGGUGGCGGUGGCGGUGGCUACCGUGCUGGUUGGCGUGAUGACCGUGCCUAUGGUAGCGGUGGCGGCGGUGGUAGUGGUGGUCGUGGCUAUGACAAUCGCAACAACCGAUAUAGCAAUGGUCCACAAAAUUGGGUCCAAAACAAUCGCGGUGGUAAUCGCUAUGAUGAUCGCUACAAUCGCUCAGGCGGCGGUGGAGGUGGUGGCCGCUACGACUCGGGUGGCGGCGGUGGACGCUACAGUUCGUAUGGUGGUGGUAGCAGUGGAGGUGGCGGCGGCGCCGGUCGUGACUAUCGUGAUCGAGAUCACCGCGAACGCAAUGCAGGUGGUGGCGGUGGCGGCGGCGGUGGUCGACGUGACAACUAUCGCUCGGGUGGUGAUAGCCAGCGGGAUUUUCGGCCUGGCCACCGCGACAAUCGUACAGAAGAUAGUCGCGGUGGCUAUGAGCGCUCGGGUGCGGCUGGAGGCGCGGCAACAAAGUACGGCAGUAAUACCAACAAUGUCGGCAGUAAUAGCAGUGCCCAUGGCCAUGGUGGCAGUUAUCAUACGCAGGGGCAUGGACACCACGGUCAGUACAAUAGUAGCAAAUCAGCGACAACGGGGACGGGAAGUAAUAAGGGUUCAUCACAAAGUGGCGGUAAAUGGACCUCUUAUGGGCAGCAACAGUCACAGCAACAACACCACCAGCAGCAACAUCAGAUGGCCAGUGGGGGGAAUUGGCAACAACAAGCGUCACACCAUCAACAGUACCAACAGCAGCAGCAACAACCCGCCGCCGCGCAGCAACAGUACUGGGGUUACGGGGACAUGCAAGGCUAUGGCAACGCUCAACAACAACAGCAGUGGGCAAAUGCUGAUCCUAACCAACAGCAGGAGUGGCUAGCUUGGUGGCAGCAAAAUCAGCAGCAACCACAAGCAGCGGCAGGUGCUGGCAGUACCAGUGAUGCGAACCAAUACUGGUCGCAAUACUCCUAUCAGACAGCGCCAACGGGCAAUGGAAGUAGUGGUGGUGGUGGCGGUGGCAGUGAGGCUGCUUCGAAAAAGUGAACAACUUUUCAAUAUACGCAGUGACAUAGUACAAUUUGAAUAUACAGAAAAACAAGUUAAAUGAGAUAACACAUUUUAUUAAAGUACACAUGGCUACAACAAUGAAACCCCGUUAUACAAUCACAUUAUUCACAAGCGCAUACACAUGCACACAUACAAAAUGUAUGAGCGUUGAAUAUAACGCUGCGACACUUUAAAACAAAUGUAUAAAAAGAAGAUACAGUACUAAUUUGAAGGAUUGAUUAUAAGCUGGCACAUGACAAACAUCCAAUCAUACAAAUUUGCGGAUACAUUUUUAUUACUUACUGCACUAAGCCGCAAGAGACUUCUUUACACGAAACUCUUAACCAGCCAUAAAAAAGUCAUACAUUCUAAACAUGAAAAAAUGCAUUCAAUAGAAAAAUAUAUACAAAUGUGUGUAUAUCCCUCCGCCUAACUACUUACUACGACAACAUUUAAUGCACCACCAACUUCCCGGAAUUUUUUUGUAUACUUAAGGUUAAGCAAAUUAGCAUGUAGAAAGUAUGAGUAACAUCAUGUUUUAGUUGCUUUCUUUUAUAUAAUUACUGCUAUUACAACUAUUACUUCUUCUUUCUUUAAUUAUUGUAUGGUUUUGUUCAUUUUUGUCGUGUUUCUUUUUUUUUUUUACUUAAAAAGAAAAGUUUUGUUUUUCCAUUUUUUUAAGAAUCUUGAACGUUUUCUCUGUGAAAUAUGAUAGCGUUCAUAUUUGCCUUUAAUUGCUUUUUGUUACAUAAUACAAACAACUUGUUGUACUGAACAGUUGUACUAAUUGUAUUCUAUUUUUUAAAUAAUUAUUUCAA
Messenger RNA from Anastrepha ludens (Mexican fruit fly), 5225 nucleotides. Its product is annotated as heterogeneous nuclear ribonucleoprotein U. NCBI's taxonomy places the organism in Eukaryota, Metazoa, Arthropoda, Insecta, Diptera, Tephritidae. Bases 544 to 4404 code for a protein of 1286 amino acids. The transcript is spliced from 10 exons. Gene Ontology annotation, molecular function: protein binding. The record is from RefSeq and is a predicted model, not a curated record.